Molecule: messenger RNA, 1860 nt
Organism: Nicotiana attenuata
Lineage: Eukaryota; Viridiplantae; Streptophyta; Magnoliopsida; Solanales; Solanaceae
Exons: 5
Coding region: 1-1860 (619 amino acids)
Source: RefSeq, a predicted model, not a curated record
AUGGGGCAUCGUUGCUUCCUUCCAUUAGACCAUCCAUGGCGCAAAAAUAGGAGGUUAUUUGAUGGGAAAGUGGAAAAGGGAGUUGCACCUAAUCCUUUAACAGGUGAUGAUGUACUUAUGCAACUACAAGGGUUGGGUAAUGUGACUUUCGGUAAAGGGCAAAAGCGAAAGCGUAAUGCCCCUAAUAAUGCUUACAAUUGGAAGAAGAAAAGAUGGGAACAAUGUGUUGUUACCAGCAGCAUGCUACGCAUUAUCUCCAGAAGAGAAGCUGAAUGUAAUUUCUUAGCUAAUUUGAAGGUUCCCGAUGCCUUUUCAUCGAAUAUUUCUAGGUGUGUCAAGGUUGAAGAGAAAAAGAUACAUGGAUUAAAAAGUCAUGAUCACCAUGUAUUAUUGGAAGAUAUUUUUCCAUUAGCAAUUUAUGGUGUGUUGCCUAAGGAAGUGAGUGAACCAACUAUCGAAAUAGGAAAAUUUUUCAAGAAUUUAUGUUCUAAGUGCUUGACAAUUGAAGAUCUUGAUAUCUUAGAGGCUGAAAUUGCUAUCACAUUGUGCAAGUUCCAAAUGGUUUUUCCUCCUGCGUUUUUUGAUGUCAUGGUUCAUUUGCCCAUUCAUUUGGCAAGAGAGGCAAAACUAGGUGGACCAGUUCAAUAUCGGUGGAUGUACCCUUUUGAGAGGUAUUUGCGAAUACUUAAGUCGUAUGUUCGCAACUAUGCUCGUCCUGAAGGCUCAAUUGCAGAAGGUUAUUUGGCAGAAGAAAGCCUCACAUUUUGCUCGCGCUACUUAAAGAAUAUCUCAACCAAGUUCAAUAGGCCAGCUAGGAAUGAUGGUGAAUCUGUGUCACAUGGUGAGAUAUCUAUCUUUAAAAAUAGUGGAUGGACAAAAGGUGGUUCAGAUCCCGCCCCGCUAUCUCGUGAUGAGUUAAACCAAGCAACCAUAUAUGUGCUUCAAAAUUGUGAAGAAGUUUGGCCGUUCCUUGAGGAACACACCAGAGAGAUGGAAAUACAAAGUGCAAUAGGGGAUGGAAGGCAUAACAAUGACUUUUUUGAUUGGUUUCGUGCACAUAUCUUACAACUAUCUGCACAAGGACAUGCAAAUGAUGAUCUCAUAAGCUUAGCACUCGGUCCUGGACCUCUAGUGCUUCGAUAUUCCACAUUAAUGGUGAAUGGAUUUAGAUUUCAGACAAGAGAUAUAGAGUGGAGAAGAAAAACACAGAAUUGUGGAGUUCUUGUUAGAGGAGAUGAUUCAGACUCAACAAAGGAGUAUUACGGUAUAAUGGAGGACAUUUACAAGUUAUCUUAUGUGGGAAAUAAGAAAGUUUACCUCUUCAGGUGUCAUUGGUGGGAUGUGGCUCACGUAGGAAAAGGAUAUAAGAUUGACAAAUAUGGCUUCACAAGUGUGAAUACCCGUUGUGCCUUGAAUACAUAUGAGCCAUUUGUGUUGGCACCUCAGUGUGAACAAGUUUUCUAUGUGGACGACAUGUCUAACAAAGAUUGGCUUGUUGUUGUGAAGACAAAUCCUCGUGACCUUUUUAAUAUGCCUGAAAAGGAUAUUAAUUCUACAGAAAUUGAAGAUGAAGUAUUAUCAAGUGAAGAUGCUUAUCAACAAGAGCAAGUUGAAAUUAAUACAUCGCGCAUUCAUGCUCAAGAAAUUGAUAUUGUGGUGUCCUUAUAUAGGGAUGAUGUUGAACCACAAAUUAUUUAUUAUAAUCAAGCGACUGAAGCUCAAACAACUGUGCAUAAUGAGGAUGAUGGUUUCAUUAAUGACGAUGACAUGGAUCUGUAUAAUAGUGAACAAAGCGAUGAAGAGUUACUUGAUGAUAACGACGGAGAGGACACCGACAUAGAUGAUAGGGAUAUGGAGUGA